AUGCUCCUUAUUACGGGCGAACAUGCCUUCCCCCUCUCAUCCCUUCCCCCUCUCAUGACUUCCCCCUCUCAUGCCUUCCCCCUCUCAUGCCUUCCCCCUCUUAUGCCUUCCCCCUCUCAUGCCCUCCCCCUCUCAUGCCCUCCCCCUCUCAUGCCCUCCCCCUCUCAUGCCCUCCCCCUCGCAUGCCCUCCCCCUCUCAUUCCCUCCCCCUCGCAUGCCCUCCCCCUCUCAUUCCCUCCCCCUCUCAUGCCAUCCCCCUCUCAUGCCUUCCCGCUCUCAUGCCUUCCCCCUCUCAUGCCUUCCCCCUCUCAUGCCUUCCCCCUCUCAUGCCUUUCCCCUCUCAUGCCUUCCCCCUCUCAUGCCUUCCCCCUCUCAUGCCUUCCCCCUCUCAUGCCUUCCCCCACUCAUGCCUUCCCCCUCUCAUGCCUCCCCCCUCUCAUGCCUUCCCCCUCUCAUGCCUGCCCCCUCUCAUGCCUUCCCCCUCUCAUGCCUUCCCCCUCUCAUGCCUUCCCCCUCUCAUGCAUUCCCCCUCUCAUGCCUUUAAUUUAA
Molecule: messenger RNA, 549 nt
Organism: Closterium sp. Naga37s-1
Lineage: Eukaryota; Viridiplantae; Streptophyta; Zygnematophyceae; Desmidiales; Closteriaceae
Source: the annotation of a GenBank genome assembly